This is a messenger RNA of Saccoglossus kowalevskii, 861 nucleotides long. RefSeq names its product zinc finger C4H2 domain-containing protein-like. The record is from RefSeq and is a predicted model, not a curated record. Gene Ontology annotation, biological process: positive regulation of neuron differentiation. Lineage: Eukaryota; Metazoa; Hemichordata; Enteropneusta; Harrimaniidae. Gene Ontology annotation, cellular component: nucleus.
GUUUGUUUAUCAACCUCAAAGAUGGCGGCGGAACACGAAGGAGAGAUCAUGUUGUCACGAUUGGAUAGUUUAAAAGAUAUAAGGAGCAAAAUGCUACAGUUGGAAAAACUCAAAAAUCAACUAUUGAAUGACUUCGUAGAUACAGAAAAAGAAGAAGAGAUGCUGAAAGAAUAUAAAAAAGAAAUGGAUUUGUUAUUGCAAGAAAAGAUGGCACAUGUAGAGGAGUUGAGACUCAUACACGCUGACAUAAACCUUAUGGAGACAACCAUCAAACAAGCUGAGAGUGACAGGAAUAGAUCACUAGAGAAGGCAAGGAGGCUACAUGAUGACUACAUGCCUUUAAAACAACACGUAGAUAGUUUACGUGCAAGCCUAGGACUUGAAAAAUUACCAGAACUUUAUCACGAAGAAGAUAAACUCACACCAGAUUAUUUUGAUAAACAGAGACCUAACUACCAAGCUGAAGACACUGCAUCUGAACCAGUCUUACCGUCAACACUGACCACUGUUGCCGCAGUGUCCGUAGCGACCCAACAGAUGCCAGUCACUGCCAGAGUAAACAGACCAUCAGUUGAUAGACAGCCUACAGGAUUCAGGCAACAGCCGCCGCCUAUGAAGGCUUGCCUUUCCUGUCAUCAACAGAUCCAUCGCAAUGCUCCAAUAUGUCCGCUAUGCAAAGCAAAAAGCCGAUCUCGAAAUCCAAAAAAACCCAAAAGAAAACUGGACGAUUGAAACUAGGACGCAGCUUCUCAGGACUGUUAUUAGUUAUUACAUUUAUUACUAAUUUUUAGUCUAUUGCUCUUAACUAAUUUCUCAGAAUUUCUUUCAAUUUUAAAUGGGCAAGUCCUUUUCAUGAAAAAU